This is a messenger RNA of Myotis davidii, 946 nucleotides long. RefSeq names its product NHL repeat-containing protein 3-like. The transcript has 4 exons. The annotation marks the transcript as partial. The record is from RefSeq and is a predicted model, not a curated record. Lineage: Eukaryota; Metazoa; Chordata; Mammalia; Chiroptera; Vespertilionidae.
GGAGGGGUCCUUGUGUGGGAACAUAGGUAUCCGUGACGUGUGCCUGAAUUCCUCAGAAUCAGAUGCAGAUGACACCCUUCGCACAACCUGGAAGCCAUUUUUUGAGGGCCACACCCUAUAUCUUGGGUUUGUGUGUGCUAGCUUCUGAUUGGUCAAUCUUAAUUUCAAAAACAGGAUCGUCAGUCGUUAUGGCAGAGAUAUGGGCGCCCUUGGCAGACAGAAGAUGUCUUCAGCGUAGGACCGCUUUCCCAGAGGGGCGGGGUUGGGUUGGUCACUGGGUCAGCCCGAGGGCACGUGACAUGGAGGCGGGGACGCAGGAAAGCUCCAGAAUCCCAGGUCGAGUGCUAACAGUCUUUCGCCCACUCUGUGCUCCUUUCCGGUUCUCAAACCCCAAGCGUCGAGGAAGGGAGGUUGGCGAUAGGAGCCUGAGUCCGGAGGCCGGGCCGUCUGUGUGCUGCAAAGAACCGAGUGGACCCGAGGCUGUCUCAGCCUCCUAACGCCGGCAGAAGCUCCUCGUCGCGCUUCCUGUUUCGUCAUGGCGAGAUUCUGGCUGUGCGCGGGCUGCACUGUCUUUUUCCUUGCAUUUCUGAAUUUACAUUCGCGCUUUUCUGGCUCUUCGGUUUUAAGAGAGUUUAUUUUUCAAAUUUCCUGGAGAAGUGAGGAAAUUCUUUACAAGCUGGAUGUGGGUUGGCCUAAGCAUUCAGAGUACUUUACUGGAGCGACAUUUUGUGUUGCAGUUGACUCCCUGAACGGACUACUUUACAUAGCCCAAAGAGGGGAUAACAUCCAAAAGGUACUAGUGUUCACAGAGGAUGGAUAUUUCCUACGAGCUUGGAAUUACACAGUUGACACACCUCAUGGUAUGUUUGCAGCCAGUACACUGUAUGAACAAUCCAUUUGGAUCACGGAUGUAGGAAAUGAGAGGAAAGGAGAGAGAGACAGAAGC